Messenger RNA from Xenopus laevis (African clawed frog), 4266 nucleotides. Its product is annotated as zinc finger protein 420-like. The transcript is spliced from 12 exons. Bases 270 to 3824 code for a protein of 1184 amino acids. The record is from RefSeq and is a predicted model, not a curated record. Lineage: Eukaryota; Metazoa; Chordata; Amphibia; Anura; Pipidae.
UUGGCUAAUGGCCGGAAGGGGGCGGAGUAUAGCGCCCCGGUCAGGUCGCAGCUGUAAGCGGUUUGUCACCGGGGAGAUUGGUGCCGCUGAGAAGGAGCGGGAGGGCCGCGCACCCUCUUUCUUUAGGCUUAGGAGGGAGUUAGAAGAGGCAGAGUAACCAGUUUAAGCAGCAGGCGGGAGAGACUGAAUAUUCCUGGAGGGACCAAUGAUUGUUUCUUCAGAAGGAAAAUGAACUGAAACUUAUUUUAACCCUACAGGGCAGAGGAGCCAUGGAAGAGGGGAUUAUAGGAGGCGGGUGUAUAAAGGUGGAGGCUGCAGACAUUACAUUGGAUCAGGUGACAGUAGCCGCGCAAUUUCCGGAGCAGCUGAAGAUGGAGCCGCACAUGGACGGGCCAGUUCUGGUUGGUACAAUGGACUGUUUAGUGGAUUACAAUGUAGGGACCCAGCUGACAGUGGAGCAACAGAUCCAGAUUGGCGACGGUCCUCUUCAGUGCCCUGCGUAUGACAUGAGCUGCCUGACUGAAAAGCCCCCCAAACCUCGGCAGAGGAAACCCUCAGGGGAGGGCCAGUUUAGUUGUGGGCAGUGCAGUAAAAGCUUUGGGCGUAGCAUGGACUUGGCCAGACACCAAAAGGCUCACAAGGGUGAGAGGAGCUUCCUGUGUAAUAUUUGUGGGAAGAACUUCCGUCGGCACACUUCCCUUCUGAUCCACGGGCGGAUCCACACCGGCGAGCGACCCUAUCAGUGCACUUUGUGUGGCAAGAGCUUUGUACAGCGCCAGCACCUCACCACCCACAUGAGAACUCACACCGGGGAGAAACCCUUCCACUGCAUCGAGUGUGGCAAAGGCUUCCGCUGGAGAUCAGAGCUCCUGAAACAUCAGAAGAACCACACAGACAAGGCUUCGGUGGCUUUCGAUGAUUUGGCUUCCUCUUUCUCUAAAGAAGAAUGGAUGGAGCUGGAGGAAUGGCAGAAAGAGCUGUACAGGAACGUCAUGAAGGAGACCUCAGAGACAUUAAUGUCACUCGGGGAAGGCCUGGUGGAGAAAGCCAUUGGGGAAAAGGAUUGUGAUGGACUUGAACCAGCCGCUGCUCUAGCAAUAGACUGCACCAGUAACCUGCCAUUUUGCCCUGAAGGAGCUGUAACUUGCACUGGUCAGCUGGACGGAGGGCAGCCGAGUCAGCCUGUGGCCAUGGCGGAGGGGAAGGACGUGGUUUUCACAGAGGGUGCGGAUAAAAUCCGAAUCAAGUUCGUGGCUGACACAUCUAAGACAGAAAGAGCGCACGCUUAUUCAGUGUGUGACAAAGUGUUUUACAACAAGCGGACGAUUAAGACCCAUUUACAGGCUCAUUUGGGGGACAGGUCGUAUAUUUGCAACGUGUGCGGAAAGUUCUUCCGCCGACAUACCUCCCUGCUUAUCCACGAGCGCAUCCACACGGGCGAGCGUCCCUACCAAUGUCCUCAGUGCGGCAAGAGCUUUGUUCAACGGCAGCACCUUAACACCCACCUGAAAACUCACACCGGGGAGAAACCCUUUCACUGCACGGAAUGCGGCAAAGGUUUCCGCUGGAGGUCUGAGCUGGCCAAGCACCAGAAGGUCCACGUAGAGGAGGUGGGAGAUGGCUUAGCCAAGGACCAGAGGGGCGAUUUGAAUAUUGGCGAGAAGAUUGUCAGCUCUGUCAGCGCAGGAGGUGCAGAACACCAGGCCACAGAUUCCCAGAACAAGGGCUCCAAGAAACCAGCUGGUGCGGUUGUACAUCCCCGCAAUCCGAAAUCUGACAAAGCUCACGCGUGUGCCGAGUGUGGGAAGAUCUUCUACAAUAAGCGGACGUUAAAGUCACACCUGAGGUCUCACCUGGGCGAGAGGUCGUACAUCUGUAACGUGUGCGGCAAGUGUUUCCGUAGACACACGGCUCUGCUCAUACACGAGCGCAUUCAUACGGGCGAGCGGCCCUACAAGUGUGUGCAGUGCGGGAAGAGCUUCGUUCAACAGCAGCACCUCACCACCCAUCACUCAACUCACACUGGCAUCAAAGCCUUUCCUUGUGACGUCUGUGGGAACAGCUAUCGCUGGAGAUCAGAGCUGCUUAAACAUCAGAAGAUCCACGUGGAAGAGAACUCCGGAAAUGGCUCUGAGGACGGGCAGAAAGAGACCCCCGUUAGGAAGAGAUGUAUCCAACGAGUGGAGAGAGGCACUUUGGAAAGGGGCAAAGCGCUGGGGAAGCGGGCGAGACUACUCUUGAGGCAGAGAGCUCAGAAGGCAGAACGCACUCACUCCUGCCCUGAGUGUGGAAAGAACUUUAUCAACAAGCGGACUCUGCGCACCCACCAGCGCGUACAUACGGACGAGCGAUCCUACAUCUGUAACGUGUGUGGGAAGAGCUUUCGGAGACACACCUCUCUGCUCAUCCACGAGCGAAUCCACACUGGGGAGAGACCCUACCAGUGCGCCCAGUGUGGGAAGAGCUUUGUACAGCGCCAGCACCUCAGCACCCACCUGAAGACUCACACAGGGGAGAAACCCUUCCGCUGUGCCCAGUGUGAGAAAGGCUUUCGCUGGAGGUCUGAACUGGUGAAGCAUCAGAAGGUGCACGAGGAUGAGAGUCUUCUGGUUGGAGUGAAUUCACAUAAGAAAAAGAUUUCCCUGGAGAAUGACUGGAAGGGUAUGAAUGGGACGCAGGCAGUGCCGGAGCAGAGUGGUGAUGUUGGGGGAGCAGGAAAGUCACAGCAGGCACCUCAGGAGCGUCCGUUUCAGUGCAGUCAGUGUGAGAAGACCUACCUGCGCAGCUCCGACUUGGUGAAACAUCAGAGGAGUCAUUUAGGACCAUUAGGGGAGCGUCCGUAUGUAUGUAACCAGUGCGGGAAGUGCUUCCGUCGUAACACCUCCCUCCUGAUCCACGAGCGAAUCCACACGGGGGAGAGACCCUACCAGUGCGCCCAAUGUGGCAAGAGCUUCAUCCAGAGACAGCACCUCAGCACCCACCUGAAGACUCACACCGGGGAGAAGCCAUAUCCCUGCAAUGUGUGUGGCAAAGGCUACCGCUGGAGAUCUGAGCUGGGGAAACACCAGAGGGUGCACGGCACAGAGGCUACGGUCACAUUUGACGACAUGGCUGUGUGUUUUCCGGAGGAAUGGAAGGACCUGGAGGAAUGGCAGAAAGAACUCUACAAGAAUAUGAUGAAGGAGAACUCGGAUUCACUGAUAUCUCUGGGUGAAGUCUGGAUCAAUAAAAAUGGGAAGGAGAUGAACCCGAACAGACCCACUGACGUACUGGAAACCUCUGACUCCAAAGACAACAUCACACUGGGAGUUGAGGCCCUGAAUGUGCUGGAUCACAUGGGAGCCCCCCAAGAAGUCAGGGAUUUCAGCAGCAGUCGCCUCCAUGGAGAUGAACCCCAAACUUCAGCCGAUGCCCUCAGAGGCCUCCGCCAAAGCCUGGGAUUCCUGCAGCAGCGGCGCCCCCCUCGGGAGAAGCUCUUCUCUUGCAGCGAGUGUGAGAAACGUUUCUCCCGCAGCUCCGACCUCCUCAAGCACCAGAGGAGCCACCAGACCGGAGAAAAGCCGAAUGUGUGCAACGUGUGCGGGAAAGUGUUCCGCCGACGGACUGCGCUCUUUAUCCACAAGCGAAUCCACACGGGCGAGCGGCCGUACAAGUGCAAGCAGUGCGGCAAGAGCUUCAUCCAGCGCCAGCACCUCACUACCCACGUCAAGACUCACACUGGGGAGAGGCCGUACCCCUGUAAUCUGUGUGCCAAAAGCUUCCGCUGGAGGUCAGAGCUGCUCAAGCAUCAGAGGGUCCACCCGGAAAUCCUUGUGCCCCUGUAGAAUAUACACAUGGGUGAGGGCGGGACUUAGACAAACCGUCUCCCCACUAACUGGCAGCACAGACUGUGGGCAUUAGUAAAUACGGGCAAAGCUGCUGCAUUUGGAUACGAGGGGCGGCUGCUGCUGUUCUCCAUUGGUUGUUCUCCUCAGUGACUCUCUCUCUCUCCAGGGCUUCAGCCACAGCUAAAGGGCAAAUGCUGACAUGGACCGGCCUCGCCCCACUUCAUAUAGAGCAAAACACCCUGCUGUGAUUAUUAACCCCUGUUACUCCAGCUUCUGUCUUUGGGGCGGGGGUAUGGAGUAAAUAUGGCGUCUGUUUUAAAAGGGGUGGUUCACCUUUCAAUUAACUUUUAGUAUGUCAUAGAAUGGCUAAUUCUAAGCAACUUUUCAAUUGGUCUUCAUUAUUUAUUUAUUUUCUAGUUUAUUACUUUUUAUUCCUCAU